Molecule: messenger RNA, 3001 nt
Organism: Oryzias latipes (Japanese medaka)
Lineage: Eukaryota; Metazoa; Chordata; Actinopteri; Beloniformes; Adrianichthyidae
Gene: avil
Product: advillin
Biological process (GO): actin filament severing; barbed-end actin filament capping; actin polymerization or depolymerization
Cellular component (GO): cytoplasm; actin cytoskeleton
Molecular function (GO): actin filament binding; phosphatidylinositol-4,5-bisphosphate binding
Source: RefSeq, a predicted model, not a curated record
CUUUACAGCUCCAGCGAUCAGAGAGGGUCAGCUGGCGGAUAAUCCCAGGAUCUUUACCCUUUUUAAAAUAAAAAAAAGUAACUGAGAACCUUAAAGCUCUUGAAGGUUUGUGGAUCCAAACAACAUGGAGGUCACAUUUAAAGCAGUCACUCACAAUCCUGGGAUCAUAAUCUGGAGAGUAGAGAAAAUGGAGCUGGUUCUGGUUUCUGAGAAGACCCAUGGAAACUUUUAUGAGGGUGACUGCUAUGUGCUGCUGUCUACUCACAAGGUGAAGAACGUCUUGAGUUACGAUAUCCACUACUGGAUUGGCUCGGAGUCCUCUCAGGAUGAACAAGGAGCAGCUGCAGUUUAUACUGUGCAGCUUGAUGAAUAUUUAGGCUCCAGUCCAAUUCAACACCGUGAAGUUCAGAACCACGAAUCUGACACUUUCAAAGGCUACUUCAAAAAUGGAAUAAUAUAUAAGAAAGGUGGAGUCGCCACAGGAAUGAGACACGUUGAAACCAACACGUAUGAUGUUAAGAGACUGCUCCAUGUUAAAGGAAAAAAAAGAGUGAUCGCCCAAGAGGUGGAGCUGAGCUGGAAGAGCUUCAACCUUGGUGAUGUGUUUCUGUUGGACACCGGCAAGACCAUCAUUCAGUGGAAUGGACCCAAAAGUAACAAACAAGAAAGACAUAAAGGUCUUCUGUUGGCCAAAGACAUCCGAGACAGAGAGCGAGGAGGCCGGGCGGAGGUCAGAACGGUUGAGGGCGAAGCGGAGAAACAAUCUCCUCAGGAGAUGGAGAUCAUGAACAGCUUUCUUGGGGAGAGAACCUUCAAACUUACAGAUGGGCCUCCAGAUGAAACCUUUGAUCAGGAGCAAAUGGGGAAACUCUCACUUUAUUGUGUGUCGGAUGCUGAUGGUCAAAUGAAGGUAACAGAGGUUGCCACUCGUCCGCUGGUCCAGGACCUGCUUGAUCAUGAGAGCUGCUACCUUCUGGACCAAGGAGGAGCCAAGAUCUUCGUAUGGAAAGGAAAGAAGGCAAACAAAGCUGAAAGGCAAGCUGCGAUGGCUAGAGCCUUGGACUUUAUAAAGACCAAAAACUACCCGUUCACCACGAAUGUGGAGACAGUGAAUGAUGGGGCAGAGUCAGCCAUUUUCAAGCAACUCUUCCAGAGGUGGACCGUCAAAGACCAGACUCAAGGCCUGGGGAAAGUAAACACCAAGGGGAAAGUUGCUCAUGUCAAACAAGAGAAAUUUGAUGCGUCUCUCAUGCACGCCAUGCCAGAGGUUGCUGCGCAGGAGAGGAUGGUGGACGAUGGCUCCGGUCAAGUGGAGGUGUGGAGGAUUGAGAAUCUGGAGCCCGUCCCUGUGGACAGACAGUGGUACGGAUACUUCUAUGGAGGAGACUGUUACCUGAUCCUUUACACUUACUUGGUCAACAACAAGAAGUGCUACCUGCUCUACAUGUGGCAGGGGCGACAUGCUACACAGGAUGAGCUGGCCGCCUGUGCAUUUCAAGCCGUUGCCUUAGAUCAGAAGUACAAUGAUGAACCAGUUCAAGUGAGAGUAACAAUGGGCAAGGAACCAAGACACUUCAUGGCCCUUUUCAAAGGGAAAAUGGUCAUCUUUGAGGGGGGCACAUCUAGAAAAGGGGCUUCUGAACCAGAACCUCCAGUACGACUGUUCCAGGUUCACGGAUCUGACCUGUCCAACACAAAAACCUUCGAAGUUCCUGCCCUGGCCGCAUCUCUCAACUCCAAUGACGUCUUUUUACUCAGGAGCCAAACGCAGAUUUAUCUGUGGUGUGGAAAGGGCUCGAGUGGAGACGAGAGGGCCAUGGCAAAAGAGGUGAGCUCUGUGAUUUGCCUCGACUCCCAAAGAAGCUCCGAAGAGAUUGUGGCUGAGGGUCAGGAGCCCAUGGAGUUCUGGGAAUUGCUUGGAGGGAAAGCUCCGUACGCCAGCAGCAAAAGGCUGCAGCAGGUGCUUUUGGAUUAUCAGCCCCGCCUGUUUGAAUGCUCCAACAAGACGGGUCGUUUCAUUGUGACUGAGGUCACUCACUUUAACCAGGAUGACCUCAACGAAGAUGAUGUCAUGUUACUAGACACCUGGGACCAGGUGUUUCUCUGGGUUGGUAAAGACGCCAAUGAGAUAGAGCGCAAAGAAUCCGUGGCCACAAGCCAAGAGUACCUGCGCACCCACCCAGGUGACAGAGAUCCAGAUACCCCCAUCAUAAUGAUCAAGCAGGGCUUCGAACCUCCCACCUUCACUGGCUGGUUCACUGCAUGGGAUCCCUUCAAAUGGAGCAGUGGAAAAAGCUAUGAAGAAAUGAAGAGAGAACUGGGAGAUGUGGCAUUACCAGUGGACAUCAAACCUCAGGAGCAGAAGACGGUCGAGAGGGAAUAUCAGUCUUUCCCUGCUGACAUGUUGGUCAACAAGCAAGCAAGCGAGCUGCCUGCUGCUGUUGAUCCUGCAGUGAAAGAGAAAUACCUCUCUGAUGGUGACUUCUUUAACGUGUUUGGGAUCAGCAAAGAUGACUUUGUGAGGCUGCCACAAUGGAAGCAACUCAAACUGAAGAAGGAGAAAGGCUUGUUUUGAUGUGCAAAUAUUUUUACUGUUAAAAUGCUGUGAUGUUUGUUUUUCCAAAUCACAGGCCAAAGUUCUUUUCUUCACAAACCAUUUCCAGAUUUUUUCUUAUAUGACACUAUUUAUCAUGUUCUCUGUUUUCUUACAAAUAUCUGUUUCUCUCUGAAAUAAAUAUAAAUGGUUUUAAGUGACCAAAAAACCUUUUAGUCAUUAGAAAACUAUCAAAGAUGCAGGUGAAAUACACAGGUUUCUGCUCUGACUUUUUGCCAUAGGGAUCCCAUGCAGUGAAAUGACUAUUAUGGCAUAGAAUAUUGAAUAUUUUUGGUUUUAUUUAGGAUAAUAGGAGCGGCAUGAACAGAGGACUACUUUGCCAUCUGCUGGGCAAACUGAGCAAAAGCAUCUUAUGAUGAAGGUUUAAUAAAGCUCAAAAUACCUUCA